Molecule: messenger RNA, 1173 nt
Organism: Dictyostelium purpureum
Lineage: Eukaryota; Evosea; Eumycetozoa; Dictyosteliales; Dictyosteliaceae
Exons: 1
Coding region: 1-1173 (390 amino acids)
Source: RefSeq, a predicted model, not a curated record
AUGAAGAUAUUAUUCAUAUCUUUAUUUUUAUUUUUUCAAUUUUUUAUAGUUUUUAUUAGGUGCCAAGAAUCUUUAAUUUUAAAAAGAGACUGUGUAAAUAAAUGCAACAAUUCCACAUCUCAUUUAAUAAAUAUAAAUAUUGAUAAAUGUACAGUUUUUAAUGACCCUUGUCAUUAUCCCUUUAAAUCAAUAAAAAUUAGUAAAAAACCACAAAAAAAUAAAUUUAAAAUAUCAAUUUAUAAUGAAAAUAAUUGUAAAAAAUUAUCUAUUAAUCAAAACAUCGAAUGUUUUAAAUGUAACCAAAUAAAAUUAUUUGGAAAGGGGCAAAAGGAUACCUAUUUUUCUUUAGACUGCAAUGUUUAUAAUAAUGAAUCAUUAUCUUCUUCUCACUCUGAUUCAUCAGACUCUUCAUACUCUAUUUCACAAGAAACCAUUCCUCCAAUAAUUACAUUAUCACCUUCACCUAAUGAUUCAUCAAGUAUAGAAAUUAUAACUUCAUCAUCUUCCUCAUCUUCAUCAUCAGAACCAGAUUCAUCUUCAUCUUUAUCAUCUCCAUCAUCUUCAUUUUCUUAUUAUUCAUCUUCAUCAUCAUCCUCUUCAUCAUCAUCCUCUUCAUCAUCCUCUUCAUCAUCAGAAAUAGAUUCAUCCACUGACUCAUCUAUGGAUUCAUCUAUAGACUCAUUAAUAGAUAUGUCAUCAACAAAUUCAUACAUUGAUUCAUCAAUGGACUCUUCUGGCUCUUCAGUUGAGUAUUCAAACUCGUCAAUAGAGGUAAUAUAUAAACCAAUAAUAUUGGGAAGAGAUUGUAAAAACAGUUGUUAUUUAAAAACCACAUCAAUAAAAGAAUUUAAUUUAAACAAAUGUUCAGUUUAUUAUGAUGAAUGUAUAAACAAACAAUACUAUCUUUUAGUAAAUCAAGCUGAAAAUAAAUAUAUUUCCAAAUUUUAUUCCAAUCCAAAUUGUACUGGUAAAGAAAUUCAUUAUGUGCAAAACGAGUGUAAUGCCUGCAGUGUAAUAACCACCUCCGAAAUCGAUAGCUUUUACACAGUUCUAUGUGAUUCAGGUACCUCCGGUUUGUUUGAAGAUGAAAAUCAAUUUUCAAAUUCUUUAAAGCUGAAAUAUACAUUCUCUUUUUUAUUGGUUUUAUUUUUUUUAAUUUUAAUUUUUGUAUAA